CAAUUUAAUAACCAAUUCAUAUAUGUUUUGAUGAUCAUGAAACAAUAAUCAAGUUCUAUUUCCCUCGUGGUAGUUGCUUUACUCUUCCUCCACAACGCGAAUAGCAUAGCUCAAACCCAAUUUGUCAAAUUCAAAUGGACUCAGAUCGUUCUUCUCAGUGGAUUCAAUUCCAACCUUUAGUUGCUAUCUCCGUCGCUUUCUUAAUCGCAUUCAGAGCUCAUAGAAAAAAUUCCCUCAACACUUCUGGUGCCCUUGCUGGUUUCUUUGUUAUGGCCCUUCACAUUUUUGUUGGAUUCAGGUUUGCGGCGAUGCUACUUGCUUUCUUUUUCACUUCGUCUACUCUUACAAAGAAGGGGCAAGAUAUGAAGCGGUUAAUUGAUCCUGAGUUCAAACAAGGUGGACAAAGAAACUGGAUACAAGUUCUGUCCAAUAGUGGCAUUGCCUCUGUUCUGGUUGUAGCGAUAUGGGUAUUAACAGAAGGGAAUGAUAAGUGCUUGAACUCUAAAGACUCAGCUCUGAUCACCUCUCUCAUUGGUGGCAUUAUCGGCCAUUAUUCGUGCUGCAAUGGAGACACUUGGUCUUCAGAGCUUGGAGUUCUCAGUGAUGAGCGGCCUCGUCUAAUCACAACCUUCAAGCCUGUGAGGAAGGGUACAAAUGGUGGUGUGACAAAAACGGGACUUCUAGCAGCUGCAGCCGGUGGAAGUGUCAUUGGACUGUCAUAUGUUCUUCUAGAAUUUUCGACAAUCACGUGUGGAUCUGAUAGAGUUCUCAAGCAACUACUUGUCAUACCGAUUUCUACCAUGGCAGGACUUUUUGGAAGUAUUAUUGACUCUAUAUUGGGUGCAACAUUGCAAUUUAGUGGAUUUUGCUCUAUUCGCCAGAAGGUUGUUGGAAAGCCAGGACCAACCAUUAAAAAGAUUUCAGGUCUCAGUAUUCUUGACAAUAAUGCAGUAAACUUUGUGUCUGUACUAUUGACCACAAUUUCAACUUCAAUCGCAUGUUUGUACAUAUUCUAAUUUUGUCACAACCAGCUGUUCUGUCGCAGAAAAUGUGUUCCAGGAUUCAAAAUUUGUAAUCCAAUUGUUUUGGAAUUGUACAUUACACCACCAUUAGAAUGACAUUUUUGGGAUGAUAAUAAUAUUAUAUACCUUCUUCUUGUUAACAGAAACAUGAAGAGGAUUAUGAUGCAUGGCAUUUUUGGGAUAUAUCACUAUGGUCAAUCCCAAAAAGUGUUGUGCUACCCUAAAAUGAUUUUGUUGUCAGUAAAUCUUGUAAUUCAAUCUUAAUUAAAAUUCAUUAGUCACUUAAUUAUGCA
Molecule: messenger RNA, 1315 nt
Organism: Cicer arietinum (chickpea)
Lineage: Eukaryota; Viridiplantae; Streptophyta; Magnoliopsida; Fabales; Fabaceae
Product: protein PGR
Cellular component (GO): membrane
Source: RefSeq, a predicted model, not a curated record